Molecule: messenger RNA, 966 nt
Organism: Trichoderma virens Gv29-8
Lineage: Eukaryota; Fungi; Ascomycota; Sordariomycetes; Hypocreales; Hypocreaceae
Exons: 4
Coding region: 1-966 (321 amino acids)
Molecular function (GO): 4-hydroxy-tetrahydrodipicolinate synthase activity
Source: RefSeq, a predicted model, not a curated record
AUGGGUUCGAUACAACAAGUGGCCAGGCCGUUUCCGCCUGGUAUUCAUGUGCCUAGCCUAACUUGGUUCCGCAACGACGAUUCUCAAGAAAUAGACUGGGACUUGCAAGAGAGGCAUUUGAACUUUGUGAUCACCUCUGGUCUUCAUGGCAUUGUCAUCGCGGGAACCAAUGGCGAAGCUGUAACAUUAACCCAAGAUGAAAAGAUCAAGUUAAUAACGAUGACACGCCGCGUCGCUAUUCAGGCUGGAAGACCAGAUAUCCCAAUCACCGUGGGAUGCUCUGGACAAUGCACGCGAGAUAUCAUUACAGAAACGAAGCUGGCAAAAGAAGCCGGUGCAGAUUUUGUCUUGGUGCUUGUACCCAGCUAUUUUCAUUUUGCAAUGAAUAAGGACAGCAUUGUUGCCUUCUUCGAAGAGGCAGCUGAUGCGAGCCCACUUCCCAUCUUGAUAUACAACUAUCCCAAUGUUGUUGCCGGACUCGACGUCGACUCGGAGAUGCUAGAUCGCCUGGCCAAACAUGCAAACAUCGUCGGUGUGAAGCUGACAUGCGGCGGCAUUGCCAAGGUAUCUCGCAUUGCUGCCACUUACAGCCCAAACAAGUUCAGUGCUCUUGCUGGUCAAAGUGACUGGCUCGUUCCAGCACUAUCUGUCGGUAGCACAGGCGCCAUUACUGGAAUAGCAAACUUAUAUCCUAAAACUUGUAUACAGAUUUACGAUCUUUUCGUAGCAGGCAAGGUGAAAGAGGCUACAGCACUGCAGUUGGAGCUCUCAAAGAUGGAAUGGGGCUUUGCCAAGGGUGGUAUUAACGGUACGAAGUGGGUAGUCGCAAAGUUGCGUGGCUAUCCUCAAGAGAGCUGUCAUUGUCGCCGACCAUAUCCAAAGUAUGACAACACAACGCAGCAGGAAUGGAUUGUUGGUGUGGUUGGCGCUCUGGAGGGGACUGAGAAUAGCAUUGCCAAGGGAUGA